Molecule: messenger RNA, 954 nt
Organism: Triticum turgidum subsp. durum (durum wheat)
Lineage: Eukaryota; Viridiplantae; Streptophyta; Magnoliopsida; Poales; Poaceae
Source: the annotation of a GenBank genome assembly
AUGAAUGUGCAUCUCAGCUUUGAGGAUGGCUGGAAGGUCCUGGAGCAGGGCAUUGUGACAUGUUCAAAGAUUUUGGAGGGAUCCACUGGUACAAGGCCUACUGUUGCUGAGUACAUGAAUUGCUAUGAGUAUGAUUCUAUCAUUAUCACGUGUAAUAUGUAUAUCUUAACUAUUACCAGUGAAGCACUUAAAUUUGUUGCACAUGAUAUGUCCAUAUACUUUUCCAGCUGUGCUUAUAGAAUGGCGGUGCAGACAACCAGCUAUUGUGAAGAGAUGUACAAUGGUUACAAGGCUACACUUGCAGAAUCUGUUCGUGCACUGGUUUGCCCCCAUCUGAUGCACCAGAGAGACGGCUACCUUUUGAGACAGCUUGCGAAAAUGUGGUCUAACUAUUGUAUCAUGGUUAAAUGUGUAUCUGGCUUCUUCAACUAUUUGGACCGUUGCUUUGUUGAGCAAAGAAAGCUACCUUGUCUUGAAGACACUGCUGCCACUUCUUUUUUCUCUACAAUUCGCCAAGAGCGUGAUGGAAUCAAUGUUGAUAUGGACAUCUUGAUGGGCAUUAUGCGUGGCAUAUGUCGCUCUGAAGUCAAAUCCUUCAUGAAAAAUGCUGUUGUUCAAGAUACAUAUGCUUACUACUCCAGGAAAAGUUCUGAAUGGAUUGUUCAGUACCCUCUACAAGAUUACCUUGCCAAGGUUCAGGAUUGUAUGGAGAAGGAAACCAUGAGAUUGAUGAGCUAUCUGAGUAUUGCUGAGGGUGAUAGCACAGAGCUCUGUUUGAAGGUUGUUAGUGCUCCAUUGAUGCAAACUUAUGACAGCUAUGCAAGAGAGAAACAGAUUGGUGGCCAACUUUUGCUUCAAACAUACAAGACUGUAGAGGACGAUCUGCUGGCCAGAUGCAAUCGCUUGACAAUUGACAGCGGUGUGGACAACAGUUCUGGCAGUUACAUGGAGUAG